This is a messenger RNA of Malaclemys terrapin pileata, 2017 nucleotides long. RefSeq names its product peptidylprolyl isomerase F (gene PPIF). The coding region runs from base 204 to 800 and encodes 198 amino acids. NCBI's taxonomy places the organism in Eukaryota, Metazoa, Chordata, Testudines, Emydidae. Gene Ontology annotation, biological process: protein peptidyl-prolyl isomerization; regulation of mitochondrial membrane permeability involved in programmed necrotic cell death; protein folding. The record is from RefSeq and is a predicted model, not a curated record. Gene Ontology annotation, molecular function: peptidyl-prolyl cis-trans isomerase activity. The transcript has 6 exons. Gene Ontology annotation, cellular component: mitochondrion.
GUGCCCCGGGCAGCUGGCGCGCGACACCUCACCUGGCCGCCGCCUCCUGGCGCUUUCCACCUCUAGAGGCGCUGCGGAGGCUCCCGGCGGAGGCCAUAAAAAGCGCCGCAGUAGCAGCCCCACAGUAUUUUGCGGCCCCGCCCGCCCCCCUUCGCAGCGCAGAGAGCCAGCCGGCCGCGUGCGCACUGCUCCGCCGUGCCAGCAUGUCCACGCUGAGCUCCGCCCGCCGCCUGCUCCUGCUGCGCCCGGCGCAGCUCGCCUGCCCGCGGGCCGUCUGGAGCCGGGGCUGCAGCAGCGCCAGCCCGCGGAACCCGCUGGUCUACCUGGACGUGGGAGCCGACAACCAGCCCCUGGGGCGCGUCGUGUUGGAGCUGAAAGCUGAUGUGGUUCCAAAGACAGCUGAAAAUUUCAGAGCUCUUUGUACCGGUGAAAAGGGUUUCGGGUAUAAAGGAUCCACCUUUCACAGAGUGAUUCCUUUAUUUAUGUGCCAGGCUGGGGACUUUACCAACCACAAUGGCACAGGAGGAAAAUCCAUUUAUGGCAGUCGAUUUCCAGAUGAAAAUUUCAUACUUAAGCAUGUUGGACCUGGUAUACUCUCAAUGGCCAAUGCAGGACCCAAUACAAAUGGGUCUCAGUUCUUCAUUUGCACUGCCAAAACUGACUGGCUAGAUGGAAAACAUGUUGUGUUUGGCCAUGUAAAGGAAGGAAUGGAAGUUGUGAAAAAAAUCGAGAGCUUUGGCUCCAAGAAUGGAAAGACCUCAAAAAAGAUUGUCAUUACUGACUGUGGUCAGCUGUCAUAACCCCACUGCCUGUAACUCAGGAGAACUUAGAUGCUGUGAAAAAGAAAAAUGAGAAAAGUAUAUCUGAUUUCACUUUUAGGGUUGUUAAUUGCUGAUGUGAAAAUCUAUUUAUUUCUGUUCAAGAUAAUUCAUUGAAGGUACUGUGAUCAGGGACAGUAGAAAUGUGAGGAAUUCUAGUUAAAAAUUUAUUCAACUUACUGUGGGUAGGGUCUAGAGAGUCCACAUUUUCUAUCUAACUUGGCCCAACUUUUACAUUGUUGUAUAAUAUUUACUAAGAACAAUAAGCAUUUUCUUAAAAUAUGUAUUAGCGUGUUAAAUUAAAUUACCAAAAUAGAGGCUCUCAGGCCAAGUUUGAUAGAGAACCCCAUAGUAUCCUGCAAGCUGAAGUGGUCAUUCAACACCGUAUUUGGCAGGAAUAUGAAUAUUAAUUUUGUCAUGUGUCACAAGAAACAUUGUGAGCCUUAUCAGAAUAUUUGAAAGAUUACCUUGUUGACUUUGCUAGUCAGUGUUUGCACCCUUCUCUAUUUCAAAUGAAUGUAAAGUUAGUGUUUGAUAAAUACAUUCAGGUACAGGGGAUAAAUUCAUUAGCUGGAUAUUUCAGGCAGGAGGAUCAACAGUGAAGUAAUUAAGGAUGUUGCAUUUAAACUUUUGUAAUUGGGGUUAAAAUGCUUCAUUAAGAUGAAAUAAAGAAUGCUGCCUUUCCUUUGGUGCUAUGUUUCAUUCCCGUCUGGUUGCAGACUUGAAGUUGUAUUGAUAAAGCAAAUUAGUUAAUGCUCUCAAGGCUAUCUCUGCAACCAGAAGGGCUAGAAUCUUCUUUCUGCAAAAGAUGACAAAACUUACAACGCAACUUAAAUCCAUGGAUUUCUAUUGUCUUGGACCAUUGCUAAUUCUUCAACAGAGGGGGGGAAACUUAAGACAUAAAGUAUCUUGUAUCUAAAUUAAUUGAUCUUAACUUUUUGCUUUACAUUAUAUGAAACUGAGUUGGUGGGCAUGCUACCACAGCUCCAGUCGUUUACUUGAUAGAAUCAAGAGAUAACCAGAACUGAUCAAGUGACUUUUUUGUACUGCAACUGCAAACUAACCUGCAGUGCAGCUGUACUCUGAAACCUGACUAGGUAAAAAUAACAGCAGAUUCGUUCCCUGUGUGUAUUCAGAAUGCUAUCCCAAAUGACAAAUAAGUUUUACUGCUUUUUGUUUGUUAGCCCGUCAGAGCCAAC